Messenger RNA from Oppiella nova, 3915 nucleotides. The record is from the annotation of a GenBank genome assembly. Lineage: Eukaryota; Metazoa; Arthropoda; Arachnida; Sarcoptiformes; Oppiidae.
AUGACAUCGAGACGACAGAGACCGGCGAAGACUAACAGACAAUCGGUGGCCGCAGUGGAGGACACGAUGAGAGAUAUCUUUGACGACUCGCAACGGCUGGACAAACAUAUCGCAUGUCUUCAACGUUUAUCUCACCUCCAGAGCCAGUACUCGAAGACCAACCAAUCGGUGAAAGAUUACUACAAAGAGUUGGUCCGUAACCUGAAGUACACGCUAUGGGUGCCCGACUCCCGCUCGCCAUACACUCACAACACCAUCCAGUUCUUCGUCGGCUAUCUGUUGACAUUCUCGGCCACCGUUGAGGUCACCGAUGGUUCGGUCGUAACGCCCGCCGACGAGGACGACGAAGAGAUACGCCACGAGUUCAUAGACGCCAUACUCGAGGAUGUGGUCAUACCGUACACCAACUCAGCGAAAGUCGAGUGUCGUAUCAAUUCGUGUCAUUUCAUACGAAGACUGUCCGAUGAGUUGCAGGACAUUAACGACGAUAUCUACGAGAAGAUCCGGAAGGCGUUGCUCGAUAGGAGUGCCGACAGAGUGGCGUCUGUGAGGGCGGCCGCAGUACUGGCUCUCCAUCGCUUCCAAGACACGGGUAAUGCCAACGAUUUGGUGAUUCAAGCGAUUCAUUUUCAUCUCAACUACGAUCCCGACCCUGAAGUGAGACAUAAUUGUCUUAAAGCGAUGGCCGCCUCUCAGCAAAGUUUAGCUCAUUUUGUGGGAUCCACUCGUGAUGUGAAGGACUUCAUCAGAAAGACUGCUUACAUACAAAUCGCGGACAAACUGCAGAUCAAGUGCUUCACAAUAGAGCAAAGGCUAACAAUCCUGAAGAAUGGCCUCAAAGACAGGAGUUCCGCCGUUCGCAAAGUCGUCGAAUCAGUUCUGAUCCCAUCGUGGGUUAAAUGUUGUAACAAUAAUUUGAUUCAACUGUUGAUUGCGUUAGACAUCCAAACAGAUGUGGAUUUAAUAGAGAGAAUGCUUGACAUAUACUUCAAGCACUUGAACCGCGAAGUGGUAUCCGAGGAGUUGUCGAAAACAAAGUUUCAUCAAUUGGUGGAUGAGUUUCGGGACCAGAAUAUGACAACUGAUCGCUUCAAAGAAUUGAAUGCAAAUGAGAAAACCGGUGAAACAAGUGAUGUCACCGCUGCUGGUGUUGACGCCACUAUCGAUAGCGUUAUCAGUGGUGUACCCGAAAGGCUAACCAUUCCACAGUCGAUGGCGACCGCGGAUGAGAUACCAAUUGAAGACAAUCAACAAGUCAUGGAUGAAACGGAAGUACAAAGUGUUGACUUAUUUGAUCUAUUAGUUCCUGAUGUCCCCUAUUUCUGCGCUUAUCUCGAAAAGUUUGUGAAUAAUGUCAUCACUCAAGAGCUGUCUAUUGCUGACGCAUUGGACUUUGAAUUCAUUUUCAAUCAAUUCAUGAAAGUAUCGCUACUUUUAGACAUUGGAGACGACGCCCAAAGGAAGAUCUUAGUGAAGACCAUGCGUUCAAUACUAAUCGACAGCCAAAUUGGCGACAAAUUCAAUGGCUAUAUAACGCCAGUCAUGAAGUGUUUGGGCAAAAAUGGUUUUACAGAUAAUAACGCUUAUCUGGACUUUACCGUUGAGAUUAUCAGUGAGAUAUUUGCCACAACUGUAUCCACUGCUGAUGAGACCGAGUCGAUGGCUGAUGAGUCGAAUCGAGAACUCGAAGACAAACGAAACAAAUUAAGUGCAGAUCUGGAGAAAUGCAGAACUGAUUUACAAGAUAUGGAAUCUGAGGGCCGAGAGAGUGAAGUGCAAGAAAUGAGUGAAAAGAUCAAGGAUUUGGAGACAGAGAUCAAUGUCUUAAAGGAUAAGAUCGCAGCUAAUAAUACCUCAUUAUUGUCACAAUCAUCGCAAACAUCACAACAACCAAAGAGUUUAACGGAUUACCCGAAGUCACUGAUGAGUUGUUUGCAAAUAUUCUCGAGUUGUUUGGAGUUUGGAAACUAUGUCGAAGUGAAUGCUGUAAUGCAAACACACAUCGAGAAAGUGUGUUUACCCGGUUUUCUGAGUGAUAACGUUUCGGUGCGAAGGGUUGCCACUCGAUGUCUGGGUUUAAUUUUCCUGAAAGACAUCGAACCGAUAAAAAUCAUUGCAUUGCAAAGCAUUUUCGACUCCCUGUGCGAACACGGAAUCACUUUAUUCGACGAUAAAGUGGAUAAGAAUGGCGACAAAAGCGAAGACAACUCCCAAGUGAGACAACUGGCGUUCGACGACAGCGACGAAGACUUCAUCACAUCAUUGAAACAGUUCUUUGAGACACAGCUGGACUCACAGGUGACGGAGAUCAGGGAAACCGCGGUUCAAGGGGUCGCCAAACUCCUCAUGCAUUCGCGGCUCUAUUCGCCGGAACUGUUGUCCAAAUUAGUGGUGAUUUGGUUCACACCCGACGAGAAUCAGACGAUCGUUCAGUUCAUCGGCGACUUCCUGCGGCGUAAUCUCUAUUCGCCGGAACUGUUGUCCAAAUUAGUGGUGAUUUGGUUCACACCCGACGAGAAUCAGACGAUCGUUCAGUUCAUCGGCGACUUCCUGCGUCUGUACGCUUUGGCCGAAUCCCAGGGCGUAAUCGUCGGACAGUCGGCCCUUCAGGAGUCCUUCCUAUUGACUCUGCAAACGCUUUACGAGCAGCGCUUGAAAACCAUUAAUUGCGAGAAUUUAGUCAAAUUCUUCGCGAAUCUCAUUGACGAUGAGAGUCACACACAAUUAGCGCACGAUUUGGUCAAUAAGAUCAUGGAUUGCGACCAAUCGAUGGCCAAAUUGGCUGAAGACUACCUCCUGUACCGACACUUACUCUUGAGCUUCAGGUUCUGUCACUUCUUCGCUAACCGUGCCAUCGCCAAGAAGAUUGAGUCCAGGAGUCAACAGCUGAGCGCCGACUCGGCCUUCGAGCAGGACUUCGAGCCCAUCGACGAUGUCAACGAAGACAACGUUGCGGUCAACGACUCGGACGCCGAGAGCUUUAGGACGUGUCCGGAGAGUCAGAGUCCGCCGCAAAAGCGACGCCGAAUGACAACCGAAGAGUUGUUAUUAUCGGACACUAAUGGACCGGAAGUGGCGACUACUGAGAGCCAGGAGUCAGAUGUGGACGCUUUGGGAACUAAUACUUCGGAACUUAAUUUGAAUGAAUCGAUGGAAACAAAUGGCGGCGAAUGUGACACUCCUUCUGAAGCACAAGUAGUGGACACGAAUGACACGUCUGCCCAACAGCCAGACGACCCUGGCAAUAACAACCCCUUAAAUGAUAGCAUAGUUGAGCGCCGGGAGGUUUUGGUCACUGAUAGUGUCCAUCACUCGGAAAGACAGGAAACACCACAAGUACUGAGGGGUCCGGACGAGAGCGAUAAUUUGCAGAAGCCAUUUGUCUGUCGUGAAGCCAAAUGUGGCAAACGAUUCACUCAGAAAUCAAACCUCAAUCGACACAAAGUCAUACAUACGGGCGAAAAGCCAUUCAAAUGCGUUGACAAAGAUUGUGGCAAAAGUUUCGCGCGAAAGGGAGACUUAAAUCGACACAAACGUGACGUUCAUCUGAGGGAAAAGAGAUUUCAAUGCGAUUCCAAGGGAUGCGCUAAAGGUUUCUGUCAAAUAUCGGAUCUGAUUGCUCACCAACGGGUCCACUCGGGAGAGAAGCCGUUCGCAUGCGAUUGCGGCCAAAAAUUUGCACACAAAUGCCAUUUAAAUCAACACCUAAAGAGUGUUCACUCGAAACUCAAGCCAUUUGUUUGCGAUGAAAAGAAUUGUGGCAAAACAUACUCCAGGAGUACACAACUUAAUGAACACAAACGCAGUCACACAGGAGAUAAGCCAUACGCUUGCGAUGUCGACAAUUGCGGCAAAUUUUUUGCACAUAACUCGACCCUUUAUAACCAUAAACGCACUCAUUUGAGGAAUAAAUAA